AUGGAAACACAACACAAGUCCAGCACCCACCCCUUCCUCACCCUCUUCCCCCGCGAAAUCCGCGACGAGAUCUACACCCACCUCCUCACCUCCCUGCCCCCAAAACUCCAAUACGCCCAACCUAGCGACCCAUCCCCUCUACCGCCUCUCAGCUCCCGCCUCCCACCCUACCUACGCCUAAACCGUCAAAUCAACCAAGAAGCUUCUGAGGUGUAUCUGCGCCACACCACCAUCGCCGUCAACGACGUGAUCAACCUGGAACUGUGGAUGGUCGGUAUGCCGUCCAGCGCAUGGAGCUGCAUCCAGCAUCUCGAGAUAGGGACUGUGCGGGAGACUGCGCAUGUACCCCGGUUGAGUCCUGCUUGGUACCGCGCUGGAAGUGUUGUUGAUGUUGUGAAGAGAUGUCCCGGGCUGAAAAGUCUUACUACUGGUGUCCCGGGGAGUAUGUUUUUGAAGAAGCAGAUGACGGAUGAGGAGUCGCAGGGCGAGAAGACGUCGCGUUUGGUUAAUGAAGCGACGUUUGGGGAUAUGGCGGACCUUGCGAAUGUAUUGGGUUCUACGGGUCUCGAGAAGUUGGAUUUGGUGUGCGUUGAUGGUAAUGAGUAUUACUACGCCGAUCUCAAGGGACACGACAGCGAUAUCAAGCCAAAUUUUAGUCCGACUUGGACUGGUUUGAUUGACGCUGCUCAGAAUUGGGCUGAGGAUUUUGUGGAGAAGAGCAGGGAGAGGGGGAGAGUUGUUGAUGUACGGGUUAAGAUUGUUCCGAACUUGGGAAGGAACUGGAGGUAUGAGAUGGGGUUCUAUCCAGAGGGGCGUGUCACGUCCUUUCAGUAUCACUGCUGGUUUGGGUAG
This is a messenger RNA of Alternaria arbusti, 852 nucleotides long. RefSeq lists its product as uncharacterized. The record is from RefSeq and is a predicted model, not a curated record. The transcript has a single exon. Bases 1 to 852 code for a protein of 283 amino acids. Lineage: Eukaryota; Fungi; Ascomycota; Dothideomycetes; Pleosporales; Pleosporaceae.